This is a messenger RNA of Calliphora vicina (urban bluebottle blowfly), 1313 nucleotides long. It is a transcript of the gene Cth, whose product is annotated as Cystathionine gamma-lyase. The record is from RefSeq and is a predicted model, not a curated record. The transcript is spliced from 6 exons. Gene Ontology annotation, biological process: transsulfuration. Bases 71 to 1255 code for a protein of 394 amino acids. Gene Ontology annotation, cellular component: cytoplasm. Gene Ontology annotation, molecular function: carbon-sulfur lyase activity; pyridoxal phosphate binding. NCBI's taxonomy places the organism in Eukaryota, Metazoa, Arthropoda, Insecta, Diptera, Calliphoridae.
UUGUCUUGUUGUGACACUAUAGUUGGUACUUGUUGAUUGUAAUCUUCUGCUAUUAUAACCAAAUUUAAAAAUGAGUGCAGAGUUUAAAAAACAACCAAAAGGUUUUGCUACGAAGGCUAUUCAUGUGGGUCAGAAACCCGAACAGUGGAAAAGCCUGUGUGUAAUUCCACCAAUAUGUAUGAGCACAACAUAUAAACAAGAUGGUCCUGGAGAACAUAGGGGGUUUGAAUAUUCUCGAAGUGGAAAUCCAACACGUAAUGUACUAGAACAAUGUUUGGCUUCAUUAGACAAUGCUAAAUAUGGACUGACGUUUUCUUCAGGAUUGGGAGCUUCUACUGCUGUACUAACAAUGCUUUCUUGUGGAGAUCAUAUAGUUGUUGGUGAUGAUGUAUAUGGAGGCACAAACCGUUUGAUCAGACAAGUUGCCUCUAGAUUAGGUAUAGAGGCAACCUUUGCGGACUCAACUAAUUUAGAAGAAUUCAAAUCAGCAAUAAGACCCAAUACAAAACUAGUUUGGGUGGAAACGCCGACGAAUCCAUUGACCAAAGUUUGUGAUAUACAAGCUCUAAGCAAAAUAAUACAUGAAUCCGGAGAUAUAAUAUUUGCCGUUGAUAAUACAUUUUUAACAUCCUAUUUCCAACGGCCACUGGAAUUAGGUGCAGAUAUGGUAUGUUAUUCUUUAACAAAAUAUAUGAAUGGUCACACAGAUGUCGUUAUGGGAGCUGUAACUAUGAAUUCUGAAGACUUAUACCAAAGGUUGAAAUUUCUUCAAAAUGCUGUAGGAAUUGUCCCUUCACCAUUUGACUGUUAUCAAGUGAACCGUUCUCUUAAAACACUUGCAAUACGUAUGGAGCAACAUCAAGCAAAUGCUAUUGCUGUUGCAAAGUUCUUGGAAAGUCAAGAUUUCGUUGAAAAAGUUUUGCAUCCAGGUCUUUCAUCACACCCUCAACAUCAAAUGGCCUUAAAGCAAACGUAUGGAUAUAGUGGAGUUUUUUCUUUUUACUUGAAAGGAAAUUUAGAAAACUCAAAAGCGUUUCUAAAAGCUCUUAAAAUUUUUACAUUGGCUGAAAGUCUUGGCGGGUACGAAAGUUUAGCUGAGUUGCCAUCAAUUAUGACUCAUGCAUCUGUUCCUGUAGAAGAUAGAAAAAAACUUGGUAUAACGGAUUCUUUGAUUCGUUUAUCUGUUGGCCUUGAAGAUGCUGAAGAUUUAAUAGCGGAUAUUAAAAAUGCAUUAACAGUAGCAGCAAGCAUUUAGUACGAUAUUAUAAAACAUUUAAUACAAGCAAUAAAUAAUAUGUAUGGAACAUUAAAAA